AUGGGUUUUGGUACAAACAGAUGGGUUGAGGUCCGUAUAGACAGAGCUCUUUCUUCUCAUAGUUGGUUACACAUGUUCCCAAUGGCAAAGCUUUUCAAUCUAGAAUUGUCUACUUCUGAUCAUUCCCCUCUGUUGUUGGAGCCAAGAUUCACUCAAUCUAGCCCUUUAGAGAAGAAGUUUCAUUUUGAAAAUGCUUGGUUGAGAGAGCCGGUUUUCCAGCAAAUUGUUAGUGAUGUUUGGGAUAGUUGUACCAAUAGGGAUAUUCAAGGUAAGCUGGCUUACUGUGGUCAGGUGUUGGGAAAUUGGGGGAAAGAAGUUACUGGAAACUUUAAUCAAAGAAUUAAUUUGUGUAAGAAGAAUCUCAGACGGCUAAAAGGUAGAAGAGAUGUUGGGGCAGUACAAAGAUAUAAGGAGGAGCAACAGAAAUUAUAUGAAGCUCUUACUCAAAAAGAGAUCUUCUGGAGUCAAAGAUCAAAGCAACUUUGGUUAAAAGAAGGAGAUCAAAAUACCAUGUUUUUCCAUGCUUCAGCAAGUGCAAGACAUAGGAAGAAUCACAUUUCUAGAUUGAGGAAUGCCUCUGGUGAGUGGGUAGAGUGGAACUCGGGCCUAGCUGAUACUAUUAGCAAUUAUUUCACUGGAUUGUUCACUGCCAGGCACAUGGAUUGGAGUGCGAUUACUAAUUGUAUUCAGCCUAGUAACACUGAUCAACAAAAUAUGGAGCUUUUGAAACCAGUGGAAGAAGAAGAACUGAAAGCUGCUCUAUUUCAGAUACACCCUGACAAGUCACCUGGGCCAGAUGGAAUGACCUCAGCAUUUUACCAGAAAUUUUGGAGAAUAGUGGGUUGUGAUGUGGUGAGUUUUGUCAGGAAUUUUUUUAAUAUGGUGACUCUUCCUGAUGGGAUCAAUGAUACAAAUGUGGUUCUUAUUCCAAAAAAGAAGAAUCCAGAACAGUUGAGUGAUCUGAGACCGAUAUCUCUGUGCAAUGUCCUGUAUAAAGUGGCUUCUAAGGUUCUUGCUAAUCGGUUGAAACAAGUUCUGAAUCAGGUUAUAUCUGACUCCCAGAGCGCUUUUAUCCCUGGCCGUCUAAUAACAGAUAAUAUCAUAGUCUCGUUUGAAGUUUUGCACUAUCUUAAGAGGAAGCGAAGCGGCAAUGAUGGGUAUAUGGCUCUGAAGCUUGAUAUGAGUAAGGCGUACGAUCGUGUUGAGUGGCCUUAUUUGAAAUUUAUUCUCUCCCAGAUGGGCUUCUCUGAGAAAUGGAUUAAUCUUAUUGAUUGCUGCUUAUCAACUGUACGUUAUAGGGUGGUUUGUGGGAAUAGAGAAGUGGGACCUAUUUCUCCAGAUGGCAGCUACUUGUAUUGUAAGGCUACUGAACGUGAGGCAGGGAAUGUCUUGAAUCUUCUGAGGAUUUUUGAAAGGGUUUCAGGGCAGCAAGUUAAUCUAGCUAAAUCUUCAGUUUUCUUUAGCUCAAAUACUAGAUUUGAUGUGCGCCAACAAGUUUGCUUAAUGAUGGGGAUUCAGGAGGCCGAUGCAUACAGCAAGGAGGUCUUGUUGAAGACUGUUGUUCAAGCUCUUCCAAAUUACGCUAUGAAUGUAUUUCUUCUCCCUUUAGAGGUGUGUAAGGAUGUGGAGGGAAUGAUGAGUAAAUUUUGGUGGGGUUCAUCAUCUACCGCGUGGAGAGGGAAACAAGGUUGGAGAUUGUUAGUAAGAGACAACUCGCUUGUUGGCAAGGUGUUCAAGGCUCGUUAUUAUCCUAGAGGGUCCUUCCUUAGUGCUUCUUUGGGGUCUAAUCCGAGUUUCAUUUGGCCGAGCAUUUUGGAGUCCCAGAACUUAGUGGCUAAGGGCGCUCGAUGGAGUAUAGGAAGCAGUAAACGUAUUUCAAUUCUGCAUGAUCCUUGGCUACCAGACGAGAGUAGUCCGUGUGUUAUUCCUGAUCAUCCUGGAUUAAUUGAUAAAAAAGUGUGCAGUUUAGUCAGAGUUGAUAGAAAAGAAUGGGAUUUGGAAGUCAUUUCUGACAUGUUCGUGAGGAGGGAUAUUGAUCUGAUUUUAAGCAUUCCUCUGAGUGAUGAUUUUGACGGGGAUGCUUGGCAAUGGUCAAAGGAAACGUCUGGAAGCUAUUCUGUCCGUUCUGCUUAUAAGCUGAUUCAAGAGACUAAUGGUAGAUGGGCAGUUUCUGACAGUUUAGGAUUUUGGAGGAAGUUAUGGAAUUUGAAGAUUCCACCAAAGGAUAAAAAUAUUCUGUGGCGUGCGACAGUUGGGUGCCUUCCAACUAGUAUGCAACUGCAUUCUCGACAUGUGGAUGUGCCGCUUCUUUGUUUUGUCUGUAACUCUAGGAUGGAAUCUAUUCUACAUGCUUUGGUGACUUGUAAUUUUGCUCGUGGCUGUUGGGCUAGAGCUAAGGUAGGGGUCCUAGCAGGUCCAUUCACUGAGUUUGGUGAUUGGUUGGAAGAGGUGUUCUCCAAAGGCAAUUUUGAGAUCACCGCAGAAGCAAGAGUUUUAUGUUGGGAGAUGUGGAAGGCUAGGAACAAUUUAGUUUGGAACCAGAAGAGAUCUUCAGUUGAAGAGCGGCAAGGUGAUGGAAAUGAGCACUGGAAUUUACCCCGUUAUGAGAUUAUCAAGGUGAAUGUUGAUGCAGCUAUUUUUGCUCCUGAAGGAAAUUUUGGUGUUGGUUGUGUGGCGAGAGAUUCUGAGGGGCAUCUUAUUGAAGCUUUCUCGUCCUUGAAGGUUGGUAGAGUAAAGCCUUUAGAAGCCGAGGCUUUAGCCUGA
Molecule: messenger RNA, 2763 nt
Organism: Humulus lupulus (European hop)
Lineage: Eukaryota; Viridiplantae; Streptophyta; Magnoliopsida; Rosales; Cannabaceae
Exons: 5
Coding region: 1-2763 (920 amino acids)
Source: RefSeq, a predicted model, not a curated record